GUGCCGCGCCUCCCGGCCUCGCGUCUCCCCGCCGGCCGCCCGCCCGCGCUCUCGGAGCCCAGGCCGCCGCCAUGUCUUCCGGGGCCAGCGUGAGCGCCUUGCAGCGCCUGGUGGAGCAGCUCAAGCUGGAGGCCGGCGUGGAGAGGAUCAAGGUCUCUCAGGCGGCUGCAGAGCUUCAACAAUAUUGCAUGCAGAAUGCCUGCAAGGAUGCCCUGCUGGUGGGUGUUCCAGCUGGAAGCAAUCCCUUUCGGGAGCCCAGAUCCUGUGCUUUACUCUGAAGACUGGUGGCGCAGUGGUAAAGAAUCCGACUGCCAAUGCAGGAGAUGCAGUUUCGAUCCCUGAUCUGGGAAGACCCCCUGGAGUAGGAAAUGGCAAUCGCUCCAGUAUUCUUGCCCGGAAAAUUCCAUGAACAGACAGAGGAGCCUGGCAGGCUACAGUCCAUGGACUCACAAAGAGUCAGGCACAACUGAGUGACUGAGCACACACAUACACAAGGGGUGUUUAUACAGGAAGUAAUCAUCUUAGAUCUUUUUUCAUAUACUUGAAAAGGAAAUUAUUCACGUUAAUAAGAAGGAAGUAAUAAUACUAUUAGGUGCUAUUGUAUCUUUUAAUGGAAAAUGUCUACAUUUCUGAUGUUAAAAUAAUAGUCUUAUGUUGGCAUAGCAUUUGUCUUUUUACAAAGCACUUUCCUGGAUGUUACUCAUUCAAUGGUGUGGUUUGGAUUUUCUGACAUUAACCUGUUACUUUCUACUUUGAGAACCCUAAAGUGACCUAUGAAAUAAUGAGUAGUUAAUUUUAUGUAUAAAUCUUACUAAGUGAAAACCUACCAAAUUUUCUUUACAGUAGAGAAGAAGUUUGCUGAAGAAUGCUUUCAAGCACAAACUGAUGAAUGACUGCCUCCAAAUUUCAAGAAAACACUUCUCUAACCACAGGACUUCUAGAUGUUUCACAGGACCUUUCCUGUGACCUGGUCCUUUAGCCAACAUUCUACAGAAACUGAUGUUUCUACUCAAAUAAGGAAACUGGGUGAAGGUGUAGAUUUUAAAUAAUAAUGGCCUGAUUCUUUGCUGAAGUGCUUUAUACUUAAACAAAAACCUUACCGCCAAAUAUACCAAGAUACACUUCUUUCAUUAAGUGAAUUACUAGCGUUUCUAUGCCUGGAAUGUUAUAUAUGUUUUAUUUACUAGAUGUUUACAUUUUGGGAAGGAAAACAGUGUUCUUUGUUAAAAAAUUGAAUAUUCGUUAUUUGCUGUUCCCAACUAAGAUCUUUAUACCAUAACAAAAUUUGCUCUUUUCUCAUGAAUUUAUGAUUUCUAAAUGAAGUCAGGCAAGUAUAAAAUUGGGGGAAGAAUGGGCUUUGUUAAUCAAAUGAUGUCUUGAUUUUUCUAAAUGAGGAGAUUGUUUCAUUUUCAACACUAAGCAUGGGAUCUGUUUCUUAGCAGCCUUGUUUGCAAAGAUGAAUGUUGUUUUCUGUAUGAGACUGCCCCAUCCAGUAUAUGAAGCAGGUUUGAUCUUCGUCUUAAGUUCCUCUACUUUAUAGGGGUGGUUUUACUUAAAAAAAUAUACUAAAUUAUUUCAUUUUUAAAUGUGAUCUACAGAGCAUUGCAAAUGAUUUUUUUAAAGUAAUGUGAAAAUAUGACAACCUAAAUGAAUUUUUAAUGUCACAGCUGUAUUAUUUUGAUGAUGUGCCUUUGAUUUAAUUUGGGACACUUAAAAGAAUACUUUAUUUGUGUUUGUUUUAAUCUUUGAAGAACUUGGAAAUAAAAUUUCUGCUUAAUUUCUACUAAUGACA
Molecule: messenger RNA, 1792 nt
Organism: Capra hircus (goat)
Lineage: Eukaryota; Metazoa; Chordata; Mammalia; Artiodactyla; Bovidae
Gene: GNG10
Product: G protein subunit gamma 10
Exons: 3
Coding region: 72-278 (68 amino acids)
Biological process (GO): G protein-coupled receptor signaling pathway
Cellular component (GO): heterotrimeric G-protein complex
Molecular function (GO): G-protein beta-subunit binding
Source: RefSeq, a predicted model, not a curated record